Molecule: messenger RNA, 16686 nt
Organism: Coregonus sp. 'balchen'
Lineage: Eukaryota; Metazoa; Chordata; Actinopteri; Salmoniformes; Salmonidae
Source: the annotation of a GenBank genome assembly
GCUACCAAACAGUUUCUGGAGGAAAUCAACAAGUGGACCACUCAGCAUGGAGUGACCCCGCUGUCCUGGGAAGUGGCCGUCAAGUUCCUCAUGGCGCGCAAGUUCGAUGUGCUCCGAGCCAUUGAGCUCUUCCACAGCUACAGGGUAAGUGUGUGUAUGUGUGCGUGCGUGCGUGUGCAUGCCAGUGGUGGCUGGUAACUUGUAAAGUUAGGGAGAAAGAUGGUUGAAAUUUAUUUUUAAAUAAACUUUUUAGGAGGAUUGUUUUUAUAUAUUAUUUUUUCCUCAAUGUUGAGGGGGAAAAGCCUCCUCUUCCUCCCUUAUCUUGGCAAAGGAGAAAUGUUCACUAACAGGGAUAUAAACAAAUUGGUGCACCAAAUUUGAGAGAAAAAGCUUUUUGUGCAUAUGGAUCUUUUUAUUUCAGCUCAUGAAACAUGGGACCAACACUUUACAUGUUAUGUUUAUACACAUAUGUAUUUAUAUAUAUAUAUAUGUGGACACCCUGUCAAAUUAGUGGAUUUGGCUAUUUCCGUUGCUGACGGGUGUAUACAAUCGAGCACACAGCCAUGCAAUCUCCAUAAACAAACAUUGGCAGUAGAAUGGCCUUAAUGAAGAGCUCAGUGACUUUCAUCGUGGCACCGUCAUAGGAUGCCACAUUUCCAACAAGUCAGUUUGUGAAAUGUCUGCCCUGCUAGAGCUUCCCAGGUCAGCUGUCAGGGGCGCAACUUUCACUGGGGACAGUGGGGGAACAUGUCCCCCCCACAUUCUGAAAUUACAUUUUUGUCCCCCCAAGUUUUAUCAUUGGAAUGUGAUACAAAACGAGGCAACGGUGUGCUUUAGGACCAUGCUGAUGUCUCAGAGCGGUCGGGUAGGCUGUUUUGGAGUGUUUAUCCGUCUGGAUCAAAAAAUAUAUAUGUUAUGCCCCCCCCCCACUUCUAAAAUCAAAGUUGCGCCCCUGAGUGCUGCCACACAAGCUCACAGAACAGAACCCGUGAGUGCUGAAGCGCGUAUCGAGUAAAAAUCGUCUGUCCUCGGUUGCAAUGCUCACUACCGAGGUCCAAGGUAUUUUUAUUUAAUUUUUAAGUGGCACUGGAGAAUAUGGCUGCCAUUUUACAGCCCUCUAACCAAUUGUACUAUUAUGUGUUUUUUUUUGCGUUAUUUGUAAUUUAUUCUGUACAUAAUGUUUCUGCCACCAUCUCUUUUGACCAAAAAGAGCUUCUGGAUAUCAGGACAGCGAUUACUCACCUCGUAUUGGACGAAGAUUUUUUUCUUCAACGAGUCAGACGCGAAGGAUAUCCUACAGACACCCAACAAGGCCCAAAUCCCCGUCAUUUGCAUGAGAAAGAGACGGACAUAUCGUGGACAUAGGUCGGGGUGCCUUGUAAGGAUCCGACGGAGAGCGAGUAAACUGCCUCUUCCAUCAAUCCUAUUAGCCAAUCAUUUGAAAACAAAUUGGACGACCUAUUAUUUAAGGUUAUCCUACCAACGGGACAUUAAAAACUGUAAUAUCUUAUGUUUCACUGAGUCGUGGCUGAACGACGACAUGGACAACAUACAGCUGGCGGGAUAUACGCUACAUCGGCAGGAUAGAACGGCUGACUCCGGUAAGACAAGGGGUGGCUGUCUGUAUAUUUGUAAACAACAGCUCGUGCAUAAAAUCUAAUACUAAGGACGUCUCAAGGUUUUUGCUCGCCUGAGGUAGAGUAUUUCAUCAUAAGCUGUAGACCACACUUUUUACCAAGAGACUUUUCAUCUAUAUUUUUCGUAGCUGUCUAUCUACCACCACAAACCGAUGCUGGCAUUAAGAUUGCACUCAAUGAACUGUAUAAGUAAACAGGAAAACGCUCAUCCAGAGGCAGCGCUCCUAGUGGCGGGGACUUUAAUGCACUAAUUUCUACCAGCAUGUUAAAUGUGCAACCAGAGGGAAAAAAAAAACUCUAGACCACCUUUACUCCACACACAGAGACGCAUACAAAGCUCUCCCUUGCUCUCCAUUUGGCAAAUCUGACCAUAACUCUAUCCUCCUGAUUCCUGCUUAUAAGCAAAAACUAAAGCAGGAAGCAUCAGUGACUCGGUUAAUAAAGAAGUGGUCAGAUGACGCAGAUGCUAAGCUACAGGACUGUUUUGCUAGCACAGACUGGAAUAUGUUCCGGGAUUCUUCAGAUAGCAUUGAGGAGUAUACCACAUCAGUCACUGGCUUCAUCAAUAAGUGCAUCGAUGACGUCGUCCCCACAGUGACUGUACGUACAUACCCCAACCAGAAGCCAUGGAUUACAGGCAACAUCCGCACUGAGCUAAAGGGCUCUGCCGCUUUCAAGGAGCGGGACUCUAACCCAGACGUUUAUAAGAAAUCCCGCUAUGCCCUCCGACGAACCAUCAAACAGGCAAAGAGUCUGUUUGAGAAAAGAUUUAGCAUGGGUCCUCAGAUCUUCAAAAAGUACUACAGCUGCACCAUCGAGAGCAUCCUGACUGGUUGCAUCACCGCCUGGUAUGGCAACUUCUCGGCCUCCGACCACAAGGCACUACAGAGGGUAGUGCGUACGGCCCAGUACAUCACUGGGGCUAAGCUUCCUGCCAUCCAGGACAUCUAUACCAGGCGGUGUCAGAGGAAGGCCCUCAAAAUUGUCAGACUCCAGCCACCCUAGUCAUAGACUGUUCUCUCUGCUACCGCACGGCAAGCAGUAACGGAGUGCCAAGUCUUGGUCCAAAAGGCUUCUCAACAGCUUCUACCCCCAAGCCAUAAGACUCCUGAACAGCUAAUCAUGGCUACCUGGACUGUUUGCACUGCCCCCCCACCCCCACCCCAUCCCCCUCUUUUUUACGCUGCUGUUACUCUGUUUAUUAUUUAUGCAUAGUCACUUUAACUCUACCCACAUGUAGAUAUUACCUCAAGUACCUCGACUAGCCGGUGCCCCCGCACAUUGACUCUGUACCGGUACCCCCCCCCCCCCCCCCCCCCGUAUAUAGCCUCCCUACUGUUAUUUUAUUUUACUGCUGCUCUUUAGUUAUUUGCUUUUAUUUCUUUACUGAACACUUUUUUUUAUAAAAAUAAAAAUAAAGGAUUGUUGGUUAAGGGCUUGUAAGUAAGCAUUUCACUGUAAUGUCUACACCUGUUGUAUUCGGCGCAUGUGGCAAAUACAAUUUGAUUUCAUUUGAAACUGCCUCUGGAAGCAAUGUCAGCACAAUAACUGUUCGUCGGGAGCUUCAUGAAAUGGGUUUCCAUGGCCGAGCAGCUGCACACAAGUCUAAAAUCACCAUGCGCAAUGCCAAGCGUCAGCUGGAGUGGUGUAAAGCUCGCCGACGUUGGACUCUGGACCAGUGGAAACACAUUCUCUGUUGUGAUUAAUCAUGCUUCACCAUCUGGCAGUCCGACGGACAAAUCUGGGUUUGGCGCAUGCCAGGAGAACGCUACCUGCCCGAAUGCAAAGUGCCAACUGUAAAGUUUUGUGGAUGAGGAAUAAUGGUCUGGGGCUGUUUUUCAUGGUUCGGGCUAGACCCCUUAGUUCCAGUAAAGGGACAUCUUAACACUACAGCAUACAAUGACAUUCUAGAUGAUUCUGUGCUUCCAACUUUGUGGCAACAGUUUGGGGAAGGCCCUUUCCUGUAUCAGCAUGACAAUGCCCCCGUGCACAAACCGGUCCAUACAGAAAUGGUUUGUCGAGAUCGGUGUGGAAGAACUUGACUGGCCUGCACAGACCUCAACCCCAUCUAACGACUUUGGGAUGAAUUGGAACACCGACUGUGAGCCAGGCCUAAUCGCCCAACAGCAGUGCCCGACCUAACUAAUGCUCUUGUGGCUGAAUGGAAGCAAGUCCCCGCAGCAAUGUUCCAACAUCUAGUGGAAACAUCUAGUGGAGGCUGUUAGGCUGUUAUAGCAGCAAAGGGGGACAACUCCAUAUUAAUGCCCAUGAUUUUGGAAUGAGGUGUUCGACGAGCAGGUUUCCACAUACAUUUGGUCAUGUAGUGUGUUUUUGUUCAAUGUAUACAUUUUAAGCAUGUUAUGUAAUAAGUAAUUGUCCUUGGGCCCAUGGGUAUCCAAUUGUUUGCCAUGGUAGUCCGUUUAAGCUCUGCUCCAUGCGGAUCAAGGUAAAGGCUUUCUAGUCACUUGGACAGGUAGUUCUUUGUAAAUAUACAGUACUGUAGUGUAGCCUACAAUGUUCAAUUCACAGCUUCCCACAGGUAUUUAUAGCUUAUCUGCUUGGCUAUCACGGUAUCUCUGCAAUACGUUACAUCCUGAAAAACUCCUCAAAUGGUUUCCUUUCCUUUUCUCCUUCCUUUCAUCUUAACUUCCCUUAAAUCACAUGACGGGUAACAGCACACUUGCUGGUAGGACUCAUCCAUAUAUUACCUUCAUCCUUCCAGUCGUUAAUCAAAUCCAAUGCAGAUGAAGGAAAGGCCAAUCACUGAAAAGUUCUGAGACACACUAGGUCUGGGAUGGGGAAAUGUGGUCCUUCACUACCACACCUGAUUCAACUGAUAGUAGUGGCCUACAUUGAAGACUGUUUAGGUGGAUUUGGAUCAUUUGAAUCAAGUGUGUUAGUGCUGGACUGGAACAAAAGCCUGUAGACUUCACAGGCCUGAUGUUCCCUUAACUCUUCUUUUCACAUGUGUCCAGGAGACACGUCUGAAAGAGGGCAUCGUCAAACUACAGCCUCAGGAGGAACCUCUGCGCUCGGAACUGCUCAGUGGGAAGUUCACUGUGCUGGUGAGUUUUUAAUAGGGUGUGUGUAUUGUGUUUGUGUGUUUUGUGUGUGCAAGAGCGUAUGGCUGCUUUUGGCAACCCUCUGUGGCAUUAGGCCUACAACAACCAUCUUAACUAUCUCUUCAUUUCACUCUGUGUCAAAAUGGGGGGGACAGCGGAGGAAAUGCUCUUGGACCGUCUUUUUUUUUUUUUCUUUUACGGCGUUAUGAGAUUUAUGGAGCUGUAUGAGCCGUGCUGACUAGGCUGCUUUCUGCUGUAGUAGUUAAAGUAGGUGGGUGUGUGUGGGGGUUGUAGACUGUGGUGGAGAUUGGUUAUGCGUUUUGGGUUCAUAUCCCAUUACAGGGGUCGGCAACAGGUGGCUCGCGAGCCAAAACCGGACCCCCCCAAAGGUUUUAGUAAAAUAAACAUGUUUUAUGGGAGGUGGUGGAAUUUUAGAUUAAAAAAUACAAUUAAAAAACUGUCAUCACCAGGAAUUCAGCAAAACAUUUGUUAAUUUAGGAAAUCUAUUCCCAAGUAUUCCCACAAAUAGAAGAAAUACAUAUGAUCGUGUCUCAAGGUAAUCAAGGUAUGAAAUUAUUAUUUUAAAAUACAAUCUAUUUUUAGGCAUAGUGGUCAAUUUGCAGUGUUCAAAAUUAUUAUAAUUAUGUUCCGGCCCCCCGACCAUCAACCUGCGGCUGAAUCUAGUUGCCUACCUCUGUCCUAUUUAUAAUACCUGUAUCAGAAAUUGGAUUGGACGUUGAAUUCGAGAUGGUAUUUUAUAGUAAUUCAGAAUUGUGAAUGAUAAUGUUAAACUGGGUAGAGUUUCAGCAAGGGUGUAAGAUAUCAGAAUAUUCUGUGGUUGGUUGGUAGUCUUUAGAAUUCAGGGUCUUUCCAUGUACUUUGUCUGGGACUGGUGUGGUAGUGAAGGGUCCCUCCCUCCGCAGUGGUAGAGCUAUGACAGCUGAUUAUCACCAAUCCCUCUAUUCCCUCCCCAUUAUUUGAGGGCUAUUUUGCCCUCAAAUAACAGUAGGAGGGCCCGUAUUCAUAAAGCAUCUCAGUGUAAAAGUGCUGAUAUAGGAUCAGUUUAGCCUUUUAGAUCAUAAUAAAUUAAAGGAUAUGGACAUGGGGGACCUGGGCCCGUAUUCAUAAAGCAUCUCAGAGUAGGAGUGCUGAUCUAGAAUCAGGGCCCCCCUGUCCAUGUAAUCUUAUUCAUUAUGAUCUAAAAGGCCAAACUUAAUUAAUUCAGCACUCCCACUCUAAGACACUUUACGAAUGCGGGCCUUGAUCUGUGAAUUAUUGCCUUUUAUUAUUGCCUAGUUAUUUGCCAAGUCAAAAUAAGUCACUCAAUCUGCUUUUUGGAUGCUGGGGUGAGUGUUAAAUGUGGAGAAUGUCCUUUCAUUGAUAAUCCAGUAACCUGGUGGCCUGUUUUAAUUUAAUUGAAUGGGGCCCUGGUUUUCACAAUUGUUGCCUCUUUAGUGAGAUGUUGCAUUCUUACUGAUAGUUUGUUUCACACAAGUCACUCCUUCAGAGAUGUGAUGCGGCGCCCAUUUUAAAUCUACUGACUCUGAACCCAGGCGCCUCCCUGUGGCCAAAGCUCUCAUUGCUUCUCAUGGUCAUGUCCACUUUGCCACCCUGUGGUCAACCUGAACACCAGGAGACCCCAUUUGAGAUAUUUUGACCUGCAGGCUGCCAUGACGUCCCAUGUAUUUGAUGAUUGCAUGUUGGAUUCAGUGUGCAACUAGUCUAGAGUCUAGACUAGAGUUUUGCGUCAAACUUCUGUGUGCAGCUCUACUGUAAACUAGUGAUGGGGGGGAAAAAUCUAUAGUUACACAUCGGGAUAUUAUUUUUGCGCUAGCUGGCUAUACCUGCACCAAAAUGCCAGUAUUUUUCAUUCAUAGCUUUUUCUCCAUCUUCUUUUAUUUUUAGCACUUUUAUUUCCAUGACUGAUCAAAACUCGUUUUCUCAUGGCUCUCUGUUGUCCCUCUGCAGCAGACAUAUGGUGAGCAAUAUGUUUGGAACAUCGUAACUCAAUAUAAAUCACAGUAUCGAGUUGCAAUACAUAUAGAAUCGGGAGAAUCUCAAUGCAUAUCGUAUCGGCACUUAAGUAUCGCGAUAAUAUCGUAUCGUGAGGUCACUUGCAAUUCCCAGCCCUACUGUAAACUGUAUGCACCGCUAUCAGAAUACCACUUACAACUAUGCCAACAGAGAAAAAUCGAAAUGUAUAACAAAUGAUAAACUUGCAGUCACUUUUUAACACGUUUCUACGUUUAAAUGACUUGAUUUGUGAUGCACUAUUGCUUGUUUUUCUCACCCACAGGUGCUGUAUAGAAUCGUAUUUGAAUCAGGACUUCAGUGCAGUGCAGCUAAGAAGCACACCCUAAUCUCUCCUAACUCUGACCCCUGUCUCUGUUCUGUUCUGCCAGAGUGUGCGAGACCCAUCAGGCGCCUCCAUAGCCUUGUACACAGCCAAGCUCCACCACCCCAACAAGACAGGAAACCAUGUUGUCCUGCAGGCUCUCUUCUACCUACUGGACCGGGCUGUGGAGAGGUGAGAACAAAGGGAUGCAUAUGUUAUAGUAUUAGCCUAUUAUGUGUUCUGAUCAAUUAUGUAGGUGAGACUCAGUCUCUGUCCCAAUUGUCUUAGAUUACCUAAAUGACCAAUUGUCUUAAUUGAUCAAGACCAUUGGAUAAAAGGCAGGCUUAGUUUUACAACACAGCAGACAAAUUGGACCAAAUAUGAGACAGGAUGUUGGCAUUGCACUGUGACAGUGUGUUGUGAAAGUGUGUGUAAUUUGUAUGACCUGAUGAGCGAUUUUAGAAUCCUUUGUUACUCCACGAUUGAUGAGCAGCUAUUAGCACCUAUGUCAUGCAUUAUAAUGCAUUACGCAUAGCACAUAAGGCAUUAUAAAUAUGCCUAUAAUGCAUUAUGAAGAGGGAAUUCAUAGGGAGUUUUAUUAUUAACGAUUUUUUCUUACUAUUAUUUAUUUACUUAAAACAACAAUGCAAUACACAGACAAUACAAAUGGCCGCUCCCAUUAGUGGGUGCUCUGGUCAGUGGGUGCGCUCGCCCCGAGAUGCCGGCAAGGCCCCGCCCCCAGCCCAAAGGGAUUUUCCAAGGGCGGGAAAAACCAAGUCCUGCCCUACGCCCGGGAAGGCAUGGAAGCGAGCGCACCCAUAACUACCAGGACCAGAACACACACCGCUCACAGCAUGAAACCAAACCACAAAACAGAAAUAGCGAAAUGCAAAACAUUUGCGUAUGUAAUUGUUCCAACACUCGUCAAUUCCACCCUUCAGACAGCCACAGAUCAACCCAUCCUUCCCCAAAAAAUCAUAAUUCUACCAUUUCCUCUUGCAAUACCCAUUUAAUGUUCAUAAGUGUUACCAACAUAUUUUUUAUUUCUCUCUCUCCCCCCAGCUUUGAAACUCAAAGAAACGGCCUGGUGUUCAUUUAUGACAUGGCGGGCUCCAACUACACCAACUUUGAGCUGGACCUCAGCAAGAAGAUUCUCAACUUACUCAAGGUAAGACAGGACUGAGGCAGCAUAUUUUAGUAUUGUAUCAAUAUCUGUUCGCCAGGCUAAUAUGUUGACUGAUGACAAAAAUGUACACUCCAUGUUUAUGAAUGAGAGGCCAGGAUUGCGAAACGGUGUUCCAAAACUGCAGGUCUGCUCUGUUCUACACCAGGGGGCUUUCCCUGCCAGGCUGAAGAAGGUGUUGAUAGUGGGCGCCCCUGUCUGGUUCCGCGUGCCCUACAACCUGCUGAGCCUGCUGCUUAAGGAGAAACUCAGGGAGAGGGUGAGUGCAAUGGUACUAUCCUCACUAUGGGUAGAACUGUGUCUUCAAAAACAAGCACUAAUUCCAACUAUAAAGAACUGUCAAUAAUAUGUGACUGUAGUAAUGUCACCUCACAGUGUAGAGCCAAACAUGACCCCUAUAUCUCUCUGACAUUGCACCAGUAACCCCCUGUCACUCCCUGUCCUAGUUUGGGAACAUCUCAACAAUGUAAGGACCUGGGGAUGAUCGUUGUGCUCCCUUCCAGUGUAUAACACCUGACAUUGGAAGGUGAACCGCCGCCCACACCUGCAAUGUUUUAUUUUAUUUUAUUUUACCUUUAUUUAACUAGGCAAGUCAGUUAAGAACAAAUUCUUAUUUACAAUGACGACGCUGGCCCAAUUGUGCGCCGCCCUAUGGGACUCCCAAUCACGUCCGGUUGUGAUACAGCCUGGAAUCGAACCAGGGGGUCUGUAGUGACGCCUCAAGCACUGAGAUGCAGUGCCUUAGACAACUGCGCCACUCGGGAGCCCAAAUCAAUGUAAUUGAUACACAAGGCACUUCAUCAGCUGUCAGAUGAUUGAUGGGUGCAAGGCAUCUCCACGGUGACCUCUACUCAGGAACUCACUCCUCCCAGGGAAAGCUAACGUUUGGGAUCAUAAAUCACAUCGGCUGUGUCCGAAAUCGCAUCCUAUACCCAUUCAGUGGGGUCUAAAAUGAUUGACACCCUUGAUAAAGAUGAGCAAUAAUCACUGUAUAAAAUAAAUAAUUCAAAUACUGAGCUAUAUUAUAUGCUCCAAAAUUUUUUGAAAUUAUAUUCUUUAAUACUAAUACUUUUUUCUCAAAAAGGUAGGGGUCAAAAUUAUUAACACCCCUAAAGAUUCUUUUAAAUAAAGUAGUCAAAAGUUAAGUAUUUGGUCCCAUAUUCCUAGUAUGCAAUGACAACAUCAAGCUUGUGACUACAAACUUGUUGGGUGCAUUUGCAGUUCGCUUUGGUUGUGUUUCAGAUUAUUAGUUUGAAUGGUAAAUAAUGUAUUGUGUCAUUUUGGAGUCACUUAUAUUGUAAAUAAGAAUAUAAUAUGUAUUACUUGUUAAACAAAAUCUUUCUGAGCAAUUUUAAGAAUAUAAUUUUGAGCAUACAAUAUAGCUCAGAAUUAUAAUUAUUUAUUUUAUACAGUCAUUAUUGCUCAUCUUUAUCAAGGGUGUCAAUCAUUUCGGUCCACACUGUACCCCAAUGGGCCCUGGUCAAAAGUAGUGCACUACAUAGGGAAUGAGGUGCCAUUUUAGAUGCAGGCCAAGUCACUGUAGAUUUCACUAAAAACAGUAGAUGUAACAGAUCGUUCACGUGCCUCUGAUAGAUAUGUGUCUCUUAAAGCAGAUUAGUUAAGAAGGCAGUAGGAGAGUUAUUUUACAUUUUCCUCACCAGAACUAGAAAAGACGAUUUGAGUUAGUCAUUGAUGAUCUCGUUUAACUAUGACUUUUUAUGAACUGGAGGAGGUCAUGAGAGUGAGUGCUUGGUGUUAUCACCACAAUCACAUUAUUCAUUGAUGAGGUGACAUUUGUAGAAUGGCUCCAUAAUGCAAUAUCAGAUCGGAAUCCAUUUAUUGAUCGGAAUCCAUUUAUUGAACAGGGCAUGGGAGCAUCAUUGAAAAGCACGCGGUUUGAUUCCUUGACGUUGAUUCAUUGACUGUCCCAGUGAUGCAUUGAAUGGGAAUGAAAUCAACCUAAACCCCUAUUAAUGUAUGGAAUCCACUUUAGGACAUCCUCAAUUGGAAGUCAAGACUGAAACCUACAGCUUACAAAUCAGGAUGUCCUAAAAAGGAUUCUGUGCUUUUGACAUGUGGUCCAGUUUUAAUUGAGUUUUCUUCUCUUCUUAAGCAAGGACUUAACAUCUGAUAUUAUCACUUGACAGUGGAAGUUGAAGCCCUCACUCUCUCCUACCACCUUCUCCUCUCCCAGGUCCAGAUGGUCAAAAUGUCCGACCUCCGCCAACACCUCCCCCAGAACUGUCUCCCUGAGCACCUGGGUGGGCUGCUGCCCCUAGACGCCCAUGGCUGGAACCAGCAGCUCCUGGCUGGGCAGAACGGCCGUGUGGACCCCGUUGAUGAGCUGGUAGGCAUCCCCCUGGAGGACUCGUCGGUCCACACCCCCGGGCUGGAGGCCAUGUGCCUGCCGGAGCUCAUGGCCCACCUGGGUAGGCUCCAGCGCUCUGGCAUAUACCUGGAGUAUGAGGAAAUCCGCAAGGAGCAACCGCCAGGGACCUUCCACUGUGCCCUGUGAGUAAAUAAGCAGAAUCACUUUUAAAGGGUUAGCUGUGGGUUGAUCUAUUUCCAGGCUUUUGAGCUGCGCAGGGAGAAGCCUAGAGAGUUCUGGUCCCGUAUUCACAAAGCGUCUCAGAGUAGAAGCUGAUCAGAGCUUUCUUGGAUCAGAACCUUCCUAUCGAUUUUAUAAUAUUUUUCUUUAUUAUCUAAAAGGCUAAACUGAUCAUAUACCAGCAAUCCUACUCUGCCCCUUUGUGAAUACGGGCCCUGAGCCCUCACUGGGUUAAUGACGAGAGAAUGUGGGUUUAUCCAUUAAACUACCAAGGAAAGAAGGAAAGCGUCAAACUGGGUGGCAAAACUUUGCACCAGUCCCUUGGAGCAGUAACUUGAUACUAGUUCAUGAUAUUCUUAAAUUACCAAUGGUUGAUUGUAUGUCUGUCAAAAUCUCACCAGUACUGCAUACAACCAGGAGAGGAAUCGCUAUGGGGAUGUCCUGUGUCUUGACCAAACAAGAGUUAGUCUGAAAACAAGAAGAAACGAGGUGUGUACUUCUCAAAAGUCAUAUGACAAUGUCAUCAUGCAGUUACAAAGUGUACAGUAUCAUAACAUACGAGAUAUCAGUACCACUUUCUAGGAACCACUUGUGCAUAUAUUGCCUUUUAUCAAGCACAAUGUGCAUUAGAAGACUUGCUGUCAGCAUUCACAACAGCAUAAUAUGGUUCCAUACAGUCUUUGUAAAUGCACAUAUGCCUAAGCAUUACAUGUGGUUCCUAGAACUUGAAAUAUGAAUGAUCAUUUUUUUGUAUUAGUCUUGAAUAGGCUGUUGAGGACAAAAAAAAAAAGAACUGCACUAUAUUGCCGUACGUUUGUAUUUAAUAGACUAUCCAUCCUUUGUGAACGCUCUCUUUCAGCCUCUAGUAGAAUGUAGAAGGACAUCUUUGGUUCAUGUGCUUGUGAGAGAAUGCCUCUAGUUUUACACUCAGCAGGCUCACCAAAGGCCUCUGAUAAACGGCUCAAAACCGCCUUCAUAGCUCCCUCUUUUUAUUCACUCAAUUUAUUUGCCAUUCAUACAACAAGGCUCUAUAAUGUUAUCGGGAUUGCUACUGUACAGCUCUGAUGUUAUAGGACCCCUAUUCUCCCAGUCGCUGUGACAAAGGCCUGUUUGUUCCCACAGAGAUCGGACUACAUAAACGCCAGCUUCAUGGAUGGCUACAAACAGAAGAAUGCGUACAUCGGUACUCAAGGUACAACAAUGGCCGUCUAUGAUAUUACACCUGCUAGUUUCACCAUCAGAGACUUUUGCACUGAUCAUCAGACUUUUGUACUAGUCAUUUUGAUGGGAUAUUCAUUCAUUUGUAAGAGGUUCCUUUGGUUCUCAAACUAUUGGUAUUUUGGUAACACUAAAGUCGACAGGUAUAAUGCAUUAUGAUGUGUUUGAUGCAUUGAAAGACUUGUCACAAGCAUGUACACUAAGUGUACAAAACAUUAAGAACACCUUCCUAAUAUUGAUUUGCACCCCCCCUUUUGCCCUCAGAACAGCUUCAAUUUGUAGGGGCAUGGACUCUACAAGGUGUCGAAAGCAUUCCACAGGGAUGCUGGCCCAUGUUGACUUGAGCUUCCCACAGUUGUGUCAAGUUGUCUGGAUGUCCUUUGGGUGGUGGACCGUUCUUGAUACACACAGGAAACUGUUGAGCGUGAAAAAUCCAGCACCGUUGCAGUUCUUGACACACUCAAACCGGUGCGCCUGGCACCUACUAUCAUACCCCGUUCAAAGGCACUUAAAUAUUUUGUCUUUCCCAUUCACCCUCUGAAUGGCACACAUACACAAUCCAUGUUUCAAUUGUCUCAAGGCUUAAAAAUCCUUCUUUAACCGGUCUCCUCCCCUUCAUCUACACUGAUUGAAGUGGAUUUAACAAGUGACAUCAAUAAGGGAUCAUAGCGUUCCUCUAUUCAUCAGGUCAGUCUGUCAUGGAAAGAGGUGUUCAUAAUGUUUUGUACACUGUGUAUGACCCCCUGAUGGUCCCGCCUAAAUAACAAUUUUGAGUCGGUUGAAUAUUUUAUACAUAAAGACAUCAACAUAACAUUUUAUAAGUGUGUAUGAGCUUUGAUGUCUUAUUAUAAGGCUUGUAACAAGCAGAUAAUUCCCUUUGUUCUACUCUACUGUCCAUAGGACCACUGGAGAAUACCUAUGGUGAUUUUUGGAGAAUGGUCUGGGAGCAAAAUGUGCUAGUCGUUGUCAUGACAACAAGGUAGUUACUUUUCUUACAGCUUUCUUUUACCCAGUGGGAGUUGAAAUUAUAUCAAGUCUUAGUCAUGGCAUGAAGUAGAGGAUUGUUGUUAAAUGAUUCACUGACAUUUGGAAAUGCUGAUAUGUGGAGACUGUUGUGAACCAGACCCAUAUAUGUUACAAUGGGGCACUUCUUGUAUUGUAGAAAAAUCGUCAUAACCCUCCAGGAGAUAAUCAAUCUGUGUGUUGCAGGACGGACGAGGGCGGUCGGAAGAAGUGUGGUCAGUACUGGCCUCUGGAGGAAGGUGGCCAGGAUGUGUACGGUCACAUGGCUGUGGUCAACCAGAGAGUGGACAACCACUCCCACUACAACCAGACCACCCUGGAGCUGUACAACAUGGAGGUACAGUAGCUAGCUGGAGGUCUAAAGUGACCCUCUGCUCCCUUUACACAAGGAAGAACACAUGCUUUCCUAAAUCGGAGAUUAUCUCGCUAUAGCAUAGGCUAGCUGCAUAGGGAUGGUUGUUCACUUUAGCUGGAACAAUUUUCACUGCACAACACUACGUUCUUAGUGUUCAUGUUGGCUAACAUCAAAACUUCCAACAAGUUUGAACAUGUUAGAACAAAUGCAUAUCAGUGAUUGUUCACCACAAUUUAACACUAUUAUCAUGGUCUGUCCCGUCCCAACCAGAAUUGUGAGCAGAGGCAGGUGACCCACUUCCAAUACCUGAGCUGGCCCGACUACGGCGUCCCCACUUCGGCCUUGACGCUCAUCGACUUCCUGGGGGCCGUCAAGAGGCAGCAGAGGCAGGCGGUGAAGGGCAUGGGGCCCCAGUGGAGCGGCCACCCCCUGGGACCCCCCAUGGUGGUUCACUGCAGUGCGGGCAUAGGCAGAACAGGUGAACUAAUCAUUCUCACUGAUGACCACCACUCCUUUAGACUCUACUCCAGUCCUUGAGACCCAAAUAAAGACACAUAAAACAUAUUAUAUUAGGGCCCUGUAUUUUGCACAAUCAUGUGACAUAGCAAGAUUUUAUCCUGUAUUUUAAGCCUUAUCCAGAAAUGAGAAUUACACCAAAAAUGAAAGCAAUUGUCUGAGGAUGCAGCUGGACCAUCUGCUGGGACAGUUUGAUGAAAAAGCUUUAAAUAAAGGUAAAAAAUCCAGGCAUGUCACGAUUGCACAAACCACAGGGCGCUAAUAAGACAUCAUAAAGGCUCGUACAUGCUUAUAACAAAGAAGUUAAUUCCCCAAAAGAAGCUAUGUGGUCAGAUCACCUCAAUAACGUGUAACGCACACAAUUAAAUAGAAUCUCUAUGAUGUGAUAGUCAUAGGUGUCACCCCUAUUUCUAUAAUGGGGAUUCUGUUUCUAUGGCUAUCACCUUGGCUAUAAUAUAUGAAGGCCAUAGUGACCUAAUGUUAUUCCUGCAUCUUCCCCACUUCCCUCUCCUCUCCCCAGGUACCUUCUGUGCCCUGGACAUUUGUCUGUCCCAGUUGCAGGACGUGGGGACACUCAACGUGUGUCAGACGGUGCGGUGGAUGAGAACGCAGAGGGCCUUCACGAUCCAGACCCCCGACCAAUACUACUUCUGCCACAACGCCAUCCUGGAGCAUGCUCAAAGACAGGGCCUGCUCUCAGCCAAUCAGUGAUGCCAGGGGGUCGCCUCGUAGUUCUCGCAGCCCAUCAGUGAUGCCCUGGGUGUUGUCUUAGCCAAUCUGAAUCCAGGGGACACUUUGUAGCCAAUCAGCAUGCCCGCUCCUAGGGAUUGCCAUCACUUAUUCGACCCUUUUAAGAGGCCUCUAAGACCAACUCAUUCCUCCUUCUGACUCGAUCACUUCUGACCAAGCCAACGUUGUGAUGAAAAAUAUUAGAUAGAUAGUAAGACUCAGUAACAUACAAGACACAGCAAGCUGGCAACAAAUGUGUCAGUUCUGUGUCUUCUGAUUAAGAUUUUUAAUCAUUAAGUGGCCAAUCUUUCUGUGUCUAUGCCAGUCUGUCGUUAGUGUUGUGACAUACUGCACACAACCGUUUUGGUGUCUGGUGUGAUCCAGGUACUUGGCAGUAACCGAUGACAAGAACUUUGCGCUCAACAUACUUUUUAAAGAAUCUAUCACUUCUGUGACCAGUUCAGUGACCUCUGAGAAGGCCUUGAUAAUGUUAGAGGUGUGAGUGUGUCUCUCUCUCUUGCUUGCUCCCUCUCUCACAUUUAACGACUAAUAAGUGCACACAUUUUCUUACUGGUCAAUAAGACUGAUUUGUAGUAUCCCUCAAGAAGUCACGGUUUAAGUUAUUGUUUAAUAUUCCUAUGCAUGGACCACCAUUUAUUUGUUUUAGUAGUUUGGGCAAUGUAAACCCCAUGUCCUACCAAAUAGAAAUCGUUUAGCUACAUUCAAGUCUACUUUCCUAUAUUAUUUGUUCUGUAUUUUUAUUUUGUCAAUAAUAUCCACAUAGGCUCACCGUCCCUAUUUUGCAUUGUUCUUGAAAAACUCAAGAGGAACAUUUCCUCUUAACUUUAACUUCUCCUGGAGCUGAUUGAAUCUAAUGGCUACAUGUAGAAGUUGCCCCUGAUAUGCAUGCAGACUUAUCUCAUUUUACCCUACCCCCAAUCCAAGCCUCAAUGAAGAUAAAUUGCAUAGAUGACCUUAAAUUGAACUUAAAGUAACGCUACACCUGUAAAAUGUUUGUGAGUUGCUGUUAAUGUUGCUAUCUCAAUGCAUUUCCUUCAGAUCGAAGAAUUAAGGGCUGGCCUCCUCACAACACAGCCUUCAUUGUAAGUUAUUCACAUUGGCUGUUCAAACGUUUCUUGUGAAAACCUUGUGAUCAUGACAUUAAAUGUUUGGUCGCCGCUGCUUUUGCUCAAUAGUCGUUACGUAUUCUUCAGUGAGACACUGUCAUGUACUUCUGUUGAGCCGCCAAUGCUGCGAUGAACAUGAUGUAGGAAGGCCAUAACUCUGCUUCUGCCUUAAGACCCCAGUCUUAGACCUCACCUCAGUAGAGUGGAAUAUACUUUUAUACACAGCCAUGUUGAAGCACUUUGAAAUGGCUGUUCCCGUCGUGCUUUAAAGAGAUUACAGUUCUUGUGGUGGUAAAGUGCAUUUAUGGUCAAAUUGCAAUUAUGGGAGAUUCUAUACAUGUGAUAUAGGCAUAACUUGAUUGUUACUGUUGAUUGGACCUUUGACCUUCAGGCUUGUCUGGUAGUACCAUGACAUCUUGUCAUGAUUACAUGUAUAAUAUUACAGUUCCCAUUGCUGUACAGUGUCUUUGCAUCAUAUUACAUGAUAUCUUGUCGUUGGAUAAAAGAAUGUGUUCUUUGCUACUGAAUUCAUAUUGAAUUUGCUUGUAGUGGAGCCUCAUUUAAGUCUGCCAUCCUCGUGCACUCUUAGUGAUUUUAGAAUGAUUACUUUCAAUGAAGGACAGUGUGACCAAUUUUAUUUUUCUAUUGUAUUCAACAACUUUUUCUUACAAGUAUUCAGACUUUAAAAGUAUAUACUUUAAAUUGUAUUAUAUUUACUCUGUUAUAACCUAUAACUUUUUAUUAGUACGAUUGAGGACAAUUGAAUCAAAUUAUGCUGUAUGAAAAACCAACAUUUGUCUUCACGUGUACAUUUCAAAUGGUUCUGUCUUAUGACCCAAUUCAUUUGUUUUGCCAAUUACGUUUUCCAACCAAAGGAGAUUGGGAUAUGUUCAAUAACAUUUCAAAGGAAGACAGUGUAUACAGCAUAUUAAAUGAACAUUUUAAAUUCCUAA